Messenger RNA from Nerophis ophidion (straightnose pipefish), 8550 nucleotides. Its product is annotated as transient receptor potential cation channel subfamily M member 1-like. NCBI's taxonomy places the organism in Eukaryota, Metazoa, Chordata, Actinopteri, Syngnathiformes, Syngnathidae. Bases 146 to 4708 code for a protein of 1520 amino acids. The record is from RefSeq and is a predicted model, not a curated record. The transcript has 28 exons. Gene Ontology annotation, cellular component: membrane. Gene Ontology annotation, biological process: protein tetramerization; calcium ion transport into cytosol. Gene Ontology annotation, molecular function: calcium channel activity.
UACAAAGAGGUGCGCCGUAGAGUGGCGUCCCGCAGUCAGAGGCGCCUGGAUGAGGAGAGGGACGACGGCCUGGACUGAGGAGAGGGAGCGGAGGAUGCCCUAAAAGUGCGAGGAUGAAGGGGGAGGACAGCUGAGACGUCUUGCGAUGGACGGCAGAGGGAGGAGAGGAACCAACGGCUCCUUCAAGCGCUCGUCCAUCAAGCGCAGCGCCUCAUCCGGAUCUCAGAGGCUUCAGAGAGCCUGGAUCGAGAAAACCUUCCAGAAGAGAGAAUGCAUCCAGAUCAUUCCGGGGAAAGACGCCAGCAGAUGCAGCUGUGGUCAGUUGGUGGCGCAGCACACGGCCGUGCCAGCAGGGACCCGCGAGGAAGAGGACGCGGCCCCGCUGGUUCUGCUGGAGGUCCAAGCCCCAGAGCGCUGGACCCCCCUCAAACACACCCGGGCCACGCCCACUGACGCCUACGGCGUCAUUGAGUUCCAGGAAGGAGGUCACAUCAACAAGGCCAUGUACAUCCGCGUGUCGUACGACUCCAAGGCGGACUCCUUGCUGCACCUGAUGGUGAAGGACUGGCAGCUGGAGCUUCCCACCCUGCUCAUCUCGGUCCACGGCGGCCUCCAGAACUUUGAGCUGCCCCCCAAGCUGCGUCAGGUGUUUGGGCGGGGCCUCAUUAAAGCCGCCGUCACCACGGGGGCGUGGAUCUUCACCGGCGGCGUCAGUACCGGCGUGAUCCGCCAUGUUGGCGACGCUUUGAAAGACCACUCGUCCAAGUCCCGGGGCAAGGUGUGCGCCAUCGGCAUCGCCCCCUGGGGCAUCAUCGAGAACAAGGAGGACCUCAUUGGGAGAGACGUGUCCCGGCCCUAUCAGACCAUGGCCAACCCCCUCAGCAAGCUGUCGGUGGUGAACAGUAGCCACUCCCACUUCAUCCUGGCCGACAACGGCACCAGCGGGAAGUACGGCGCCGAGGUCCGACUGCGCCGCCAGCUGGAGAAACACAUCGCCCUGCAGAAGAUCAACACGCGUCUGGGUCAGGGCGUCCCGGUGGUGUGUCUGAUCCUGGAGGGCGGCCCCAACGUGAUCUCCAUCGUGUUAGAGAGCCUGAAGGAGGAGCCCCCCGUCCCCGUGGUGGUGUGCGACGGCAGCGGCCGGGCCUCCGACAUCAUUUCCUUCGCCCACAGAUACUGCGAAGAGGACGGCAUGGUGAGCGAGGGCGUGAAGGAGCAGCUGCUGGUGACCAUCCAGAAGACCUUCAACUACGGCCGCAGUCAGGCGCAGCAGAUCUUCCUCAUGGUGAUGGAGUGCAUGAAGAAGAAAGCUCUGAUUACGGUGUUCCGGAUGGGUUCCGAAGGCCAGCAGGACAUUGAGAUGUCCAUCCUGACGGCGCUGCUCAAAGGCACCAACGCGUCGGCGUGCGACCAGCUGAGUUUGGCGCUGGCGUGGAAUCGAGUGGACAUCGCUCGCAAUCAGAUCUUUGUGUACGGACAUCACUGGCCGCCAGUGAAGCUCAGUGAGCAUCCUAAGAGUCCGGCCUCGGUCCAGCGGGCAGCGGCGGCGGCACAAGCAGCGGCCAAAGGAAAAGCACGAGGAAAAAAAGGAAAAGGCGGUAAAAGCAAACCGGAACCACCCGAGGAGACGGACCCCAGGAAGCUGGAGCUGCUUAGCUGGGUCAACUCGCUGGAGCAGGCCAUGAUGGACGCGCUUGUCCUGGACAGAGUGGACUUUGUGAAGCUUCUCAUCGAGAAUGGCGUCAACAUCCACCACUUCCUCACCAUCCCUCGUCUGGAGGAGCUCUACAACACGAAGCUCGGACCCCCCAACACGCUGCACUUUGUGGUGCGAGACGUAAAAAAGGGGAACCUGCCUCCGGACUACCAGAUCACCUUGAUCGACAUCGGGCUGGUGCUGGAGUUCUUGAUGGGCGGAGCUUAUCGCUGCAAUUACACCAGGAAGAGUUUCAGGACGCUUUACAACAACUUGUACGGCCUGAAGAGGCCAAAAGCCUUGAAACUGUUGGGGAUGGAGGAUGACGAGCCCCGUCCCAAAGGUAAAGGCAAGAAGAACAAGAAGAAAGAGGAGGAGGUAGACAUCGAUGUGGACGACCCCGAGGUCAGCCGCUUCCAGUACCCCUUCCACGAGCUAAUGGUGUGGGCCGUGCUAAUGAAGCGCCAGAAGAUGGCGCUGUUCCUGUGGCAGCGGGGGGAGGAGGCCAUGGCCAAAGCUCUAGUGGCCUGCAAGCUCUACAAGGCCAUGGCCCACGAGUCUUCCCAAAGCGAGCUGGUGGACGACAUCUACCAGGAUCUGGAGAACAACUCCAGAGAGUUCGGGCAGCUGGCUUACGAGCUGCUGGACCAGUCAUACAAACGCGACGAGCAAGUGGCCAUGAAGCUGCUGACCUACGAGCUGAAGAACUGGAGCAACUCCACCUGUCUAAAGCUGGCAGUGGCCGCCAAACAUCGAGAUUUCAUCGCCCACACGUGCAGCCAGAUGUUGCUUACUGACAUGUGGAUGGGAUGUCUGAGGAUGGGCAAGAGUAACAGCCUCAAGGUGAUUUUAGGAAUCGUUUUCCCCCCUGCCAUCCUCCUCCUAGAAUUCCGUAUCGGAGACGAAGCUUCGUAUCACUCCUCUAAAGAGAAUGAGGGCAGCAAAAGCAAAGAAGAAGACAACAAGUCCUGCAAAGAUGCCAUCUCCAACAUGGACACCACAUCCAAGAAAGGAGAUGAGGAAGAAAACCUGAAGAAAGGCAGGAAGAGAGUUCCCAUCGGGAGUCAGAUCUAUGAGUUCUACAACGCCCCCUUCACCAAGUUCUGGUUUAAUACUAUUUCCUACCUGGUCUACCUCAUGUUGUACAACUACAUCAUCCUGGUCAAGAUGGAGCGAUGGCCAUCCCUUCAGGAGUGGAUCGUCAUCUCGUAUAUCAUCACGCUGGGCCUGGAAAAAGUCCGACAGAUCCUGAUGUCGGAGCCAGGCAAAUUGAAGCAGAAGAUUAACGUGUGGCUGGAGGACUACUGGAACAUCACAGACCUGGUGGCCAUCUGCGUCUUCCUGCUCGGGCUGCUGUUGAGGCUGCAGAAUGAGCCCUACAUGGGCUACGGCCGCGUUAUCUACUGCGUGGACAUCAUCUUCUGGUACAUCCGCGUCCUCGACAUCUUCGGGGUCAACAAGUACCUGGGGCCAUACGUGAUGAUGAUUGGGAAAAUGAUGAUCGACAUGCUGUACUUCGUAGUCAUCAUGCUGGUGGUCCUGAUGAGCUUCGGCGUGGCCCGGCAGGCCAUCCUGCAUCCGGACGAGGAACCCACAUGGCGCCUGGCUCGCAACAUCUUCUACAUGCCGUACUGGAUGAUCUACGGCGAGGUGUUUGCAGACUCCAUAGACCUUUACGCCAUGGAGAUCAACCCUCCAUGUGGAGACAACUUGUACGAUGAAGACGGGAAGAAGCUUCCUCCCUGCAUCCCAGGAGCCUGGCUGACUCCCGCCAUCAUGGCCUGCUACCUUCUGGUGGCCAACAUCCUGCUGGUCAACUUGCUCAUCGCCGUCUUCAACAACACCUUCUUCGAGGUGAAGUCCAUCUCAAACCAGGUGUGGAAGUUCCAGCGCUACCAGCUGAUCAUGACCUUCCACGAUCGGCCCAUUCUGCCGCCGCCGCUCAUCGUCUUCCCGCACAUCUUCAUCGUCCUCAAGAGGCUGUGUUGCCGAUGCCGUCGCCGGCAGGACGGCGACCGCGACGACCGCCAGCGACGCCUACAGCUGCUGCUGAGCGCGGACGAGCUGAAGAGUCUCCACGAGUUCGAGGAGCAGUGCGUGGACGAGUACUUCCGCGAGAAAGACGACGAGAAGCAGUCGUCCAACAACGAGAGGAUCAGAGUCACCUGCGAAAGGGUGGAGAACAUGUUCAUGCGUCUGGAGGAGGUCAACGAGCGGGAACAUUCCAUGAAGGCGUCGCUGCAGACGGUGGACCUGCGCCUGGCGCAGCUGGAGGAGUUCUCGGGCCGCAUGAUGAACGCCCUGGAGAGGCUGGCGGGCGUCGACCGGGCCGAGCUGGCCCGCACGCGCUCCAGAGGCUCGUCGGUGUGCGACGGCGCCGCUCUGCUGCGACGCGGCAGCAUCAACAGCGCCGACGGCUACAGCCUGUACCGCUACCAGCUGGAGCCCGACCCGGACGGGGCCUCCUUGGGCGGGAGUACGGAGAGGCCAGGGGCGAACGUGGACGAGGGUGACGCCCAUCUGGCCGUCAAGGAGGCGGGCGCCACUCUGGACAUCCACCAAGUACGGGACAGAAGUCAGUCUUUGUCCAACGUGGACAUCCUCAUCUCUCCCUGCGAGCAGGACCGCGGAUCACCCGAGGCCGUCGCCGUGGAGACGGCGGGAGGACGGGCUAGACUGGAGGCGGUGGUCUCCUUCCCGCUGGAGCGGUCAAGGGUCGCACCGUGUUUGUCCUCCCACGUGUCCAACAAAGGAUCCGUAAGCAGCCUGCUGUGUAACCCCGCCCUCCGGCAGACGCCGGACCGCUUGGCACAGGGUCCCCAUGGCAACGGUGAUGGGGAGGAGCCCGAGGAGGACGACGAGGACAGGACGUACCCGACACUGCGCUCCAAAAGCCUCAAUGUGAACCCAAAGAAGGGCCGGACCCAAAAGACGGACGCGCCUCGCUCGGCUACCAGCGUCGCCGAUUUGGUGUCCGCGUUUGGUGGCGGCGAGGGCGAGGACCCGAGCUAGCCGGGUCAGAGGUCAGCAGGACUCGAAUGUUCAUAGUUGUAAGCAUCUUCAGUCUUCCUGUUCUGUGGGGCCCAGUUAAGCGGGUCCCGUUUAUGUCGACAACCCACCGCGUUAUUAUGACUAGAAAAUGACACCAAUUUUUAUCUCUAUAAAAAUAAAUCGUCCAUUUACGUCGACAUCACCAUCCCUAUAUGCAGAUCUGUGCAUUUUGUGUGAAUAAUCACAUGGGAAAUGUUAAUUCCUAGCCUCUUCCUGCUCUGUCACUGGUAAUAUAAUUUCCUGAGGUCCUUUAAUGUGUGCAGCAAGCUGUUGGAGAUCUGCCAGGUUCAAACACUGAUGACAUCUAUUAAACAGACAAGAAGCAAGGAAUUCUAACUGUACGAUCAGUGCCAGAGCUUGGUCCGCAUUGCCGGCAGUAAGUCGAACACAUUUCCAGUGAGGGUUGGACUCCGCCAAGGCUGUCCUUUGUCAUCGAUUCUGUUCAAAACUUUUAUGGACAGAAUUUCUAGGCGCAGUCAAGGCGUUGAGGGUUUCCGGUUUGGUGACCGCAGGAUUAGGUCUCUGCUUUUUGCAGAUGAUGUGGUCCUGAUGGCUUCAUCUGACCGGGAUCUUCAGCUCUCACUGGAUCGGUUCGCAGCCGAGUGUGAAGCGACCGGAAUGAGAAUCAGCACCUCCAAGUCCGAGUCCAUGGUUCUCGCCCGAAAAGGGGUGGAAUGCCAUCUCCGGGUUGGGGAGGAGACCCUGCCCCAAGUGGAGGAGUUCAAGUUCCUAGGAGUCUUGUUCACGAGUGAGGGAAGAGUGGAUCGUGAGAUCGACAGGCGGGUCGGUGCGGCGUCUUCAGUAAUGCGGACGUUGUACCGAUCCGUUGUGGUGAAGAAGGAGCUGAGCCGGAAGGCAAAGCUCUCAAUUUACCGGUCGAUCUACGUUCCCAUCCUCACCUAUGGUCAUGAGCUUUGGGUCAUGACCGAAAGGAUAAGAUCACGGGUACAAGCGGCCGAAAUGAGUUUCCUCCGCCGUGUGGCGGGUCUCUCCCUUAGAGAUAGGGUGAGAAGCUCUGCCAUCCGGGAGGAACUCAAAGUAAAGCCGCUGCUCCUUCCCAUCGAGAGGAGCCAGAUGAGGUGGUUCGGGCAUCUGGUCAGGAUGCCACCCGAACGCCUCCCUAGGGAGGUGUUUAGGGCACGUCCAACCGGUAGGAGGCCACGGGGAAGACCCAGGACACGUUGGGAAGACUAUGUCUCCCGGCUGGCCUGGGAACGCCUCGGGAUCCCCCGGGAAGAGCUAGACGAAGUGGCUGGGGAAAGGGAAGUCUGGGUUUCCCUGCUUAGGUUGUUGCCCCCGCGACCCGACCUCGGAUAAGCGGAAGAUGGAUGGAUGGAAGCAAGGAAUCAUGCAGAGACACAAUCCAAUUUAGUUCAUGAGGAGAACGCAUGGAGCUGCACACUAAGUCACAGUCUCGCCCUAUGCUCUAAGGUACAGCUUCCGCGUCCCUCUAUUUAUUCAGGAGUUCCCUAGUCAACAUCACUGAGGCCGCCUCUAAAAGGAGUGGUCGCAUAUAUCAUGCAAAGCAGGUCCGGGACGCACAAUACGUGACGGACUGCGCUGGGGGCCUUGUGAUUUCACCUUGUCUCUGCUUCCUCUGCAUGCUGUCGUCUUAUCUGCGUUGAAGUCCUAAAACAAAGAAAGCAUCUGUGGCUAAAGCCACCCCUCAGACAAAAAGUUUUUGUCCUUGCACAGAUAGGAAAUGUACAGCUUGAGCACAAUAGCUAACGGACUUUAAGCAUAUUAAAGUGGUGUGAUAACCUACACGUAAUUAUUUUAACAAGAUCUUUUAUCAGUCUGUUGUGGCCAGUGCCCUGUACUUUGCGGUGGUUGGUUAGGGAGAAGCAUCACCAGCAAAAGGGACUUCAACCGGAUUGACAAACUGAUCCGGAAAGCUAUUGGCACGCAGUCGUAGGCGCUUGUGUCAGUGAGGGACAGGAGGACACGGACAAACUGCUCCCUAUCAUGGACAAUCCUGCCCAGCCGCCCCACCAGGCAAUUGAGGGACAGCGGCACUCAUACCCCACCAGGCUCCUUCACCGAUUCAAGAACUCCUUCAUUCCGCACUCCCUGCAGCUGUAUAAUCACUCGCCAUACAGCAAUAGAUGACAUCUACUACCUGACACCUUCUAUGUUAGCUACCUCUCUUUGUUGAUAAUGUAUCUUUUUUGAUGGAUUUACUCUCUAUUUUAUGCUGCUGCUGUUACAUAUACUGUAAUAUUGUACAUGGUCAUUGUUAUAUAAAGUUUAAAGUUGAAGUACCAAUGAUUGUCACACACACACAUUAUGUGCGGCGAAAUUAUUCUCUACAUUUGACCCAUCACCCUUGAUCACCCCCUGGAAGGGAAUGGGGAGCAGUGAGCAACAGCGGUGGCCACGCCCGGGAAUCAUGUCUUGUCAUUCAACCCGCAAUUCCAACCCCCCGAUGCUGAGGUAAUGGGUACCAUUUUUAUAGUCUUUGGUAUGACUCGGCCAGGGUUUGAACGCACAACCUACCGAUCUCAGGGCGGACACUCUUUGAUUGGAUAUAUUUUUAAAUGAGAAAUGAUAAAUGGGUUGUACUUGUAUAGCGCUUUUCUGCCUUCAAGGUACUCAAAGCGCUUUGACACUACUUCCACAUUUACCCAUUCACACACUGAUGGAGGGAGCUGCCAUGCAAGGCGCCAACCAGCACCCAUCAGGAGCAAGGGUGAAGUGUCUUGCUCAGGACACAACGGACAUGACGAAGUUGGUACUAGGUGGGAUUUGAACCAGGGACCCUCGGGUUGCGCACGGCCACUCUCCCACUGCGCCACGCCGUGCAUAUUUCUGCAUAUUUUAUAUCAAAUAUGCAAAAAAAAACAAAAAAAACAAGCGCAAGCCUGAGCCAAUACAGUGCUAUAGCCUUAACAGCCAUUAUAACUUCCUCGCAGUUCCACCGAAGACAUAGCCUAAGAGCCAGUGUGCAGUUUUUAACAAAGGUUUUAAUGUCCAUAGGUUUUUUUUCCAAAGUCUUUGUCAGGUUCAAACACUGAUGACAUUUAUUAAACAAGUUAAGAAGCAAGGAAUCAAAGAGACAGAAUUCAAUUUGGACUCAAUGAUGAGAGUCACUUGUACACUGUACUCUUAAAAAGUAUCUCAGCAGGCUCUGGUGAAAGAUUGUACUCCUCCUUCUUUAUUAGACUUUCUCCGACCACAUGACCACAGCUGCUUCCAGCAGGAAGUGGAACGUAAACAGCGUUCCCUUUGGUUAAAGAACACCUCAAAAGAAAAGUUGUAAACGAGUUCAAAAAGACGUUUGUAAAACAAUUGAAAGAGGGGUCGCCUGGAGUGGACUCCGGUCCUGCCUCCUCCUUGAUUCCACAGUUCUUGGGAAAGACAAUAUCUCUUUGUUUGAUUCUAAUACAUUAUCUUAAUAAUACGUUCAUCUUGCUUCUCCACAGUGGAGUUUUACGAGCCUUCUUCUUGGUAGGUUUCAAAGACAGCUUCUGCUUCUCACCGAGCACUCAAAUGUAACACAAAGUUUUUGUGAUAAUAUAGAAACAAUUAUUCUAACAGUAUUUUCCCCCCAGAACGGGACUUUUUAGUCACGUCCGUAUCCUCUCCCCACCUGCUCCCGGCUGCCUACUGUUAAAGACAACAGAUGAUUAGAUUAACACGUGCCGUGGAAAUUUCUUAAAGACGAUCCUUUAGUGACAAAUAGCUUUAAAAUGAUUUAUUAAAGUAACAAACAAUUAAUAACAAGCUUUGCAAAGCGAGACCAAACCAGAACGACACAUCCGUUUGUUCCAGCUUGUUCUAACUCCUUUAGAAUCUGACAUGAC